GUGGGGACCUCCGUGUGGGAUAUGGGCCCUCACCGGUGGGCGAUGCUUUAAGCCUCUAAAAACAUCCAUCAUUUUUGACAGGUGUCGCUGCUCACCCCCAAUGCCUGGACUUCGGACCCCCUUUCAAGCCCUCCAUGCACUUGGAAUUUUGCUCCCAGUAUCAAGAUUUCGGAUGCUGCGACCAAGAGAAGGACAACAUGAUAGCCGAGAGGUAUUGGUCUGUCAUGGACCACUAUGACUACAAGGAGCAGGAGCUGUGCGGGGAUUACGUCAAGGAUAUUUUGUGCCAGGAAUGUUCGCCAUAUGCUGCCCAUUUAUACGAUGCUGAAGACUUCAGAACACCAGUCAUGUCUCUUCCAGGCCUCUGUUUUCCAUAUUGCUCAGACUUCUACUAUACCUGUCAAAGCACCAUCUCUCUAAUGACGGAGGACAAGGACUUAUUAGAAGCUGCAAAAGACAGAGAUCAGUUUUGCAAUCUCCUUGAAUUACCAGAUCCGGACUAUUGUUUCCCAGAUGUAAUACAAAACAUGGACCUGAAUAACAACCUUGGGGCCCCAGUUGAAGACCCAGAAGGCUGCCUCAAAAUGUGCUUAAUGGAGGUGGCCAAUGGGUUGAGGAACCCAGUCCUGAUGGUCCAUGCCAAUGAUGGUACCCAUAGAAUGUUUGUGGCUGAGCAGGUUGGUAUAGUCUGGGUAUAUUUACCCAAUGGUGGACGGUUAGAAGAACCUUUCCUGUAUCUGCAGGACAGCGUGGUGUCAAGUCCAUGGCAUGGAGAUGAGCGGGGACUUCUUGGAAUGGCAAUACAUCCAAAGUUCCGGUGGAAUGGAAAAUUUUAUAUUUACUAUUCUAUAUUUGAUGAUGAUUAUGUGGAGAAAAUCCGGAUUAGUGAAUUCCGAGUGUCACGCUAUGACAUUAAUAAGGCGGAUCGACAAUCUGAAAGAGUCCUUUUGGAUGUUGUGGAACCAUACCGGAACCACAAUGGGGGGCAAAUACUUUUUGGUGUGGAUGGAUACCUGUACAUAUUUACAGGAGAUGGAGGGGAGCUUGGAGAUCCACAUGGAGAAUUUGGAAAUGGACAGAACAAAAGCGCCUUGUUGGGUAAAGUUCUCCGGAUAGACGUAGAUGGUGAGAGAGCUCCUGGAAAGGCCUAUGGAAUCCCACCGGAUAAUCCAUUCGUCUCAGAGCGUUCCGCUGCUCCGGAGGUCUACGCCUAUGGAGUUCGGAAUAUGUGGAGAUGUUCUGUAGACCAAGGAGACCGAGUGACCGGGAAAGGAAGAGGCAGAAUCUUCUGUGGCGAUGUUGGCCAAAGCCGAUAUGAAGAAGUGGACAUCAUUACUAAAGGUGGAAACUAUGGCUGGAGAGCCAAGGAGGGGUUUGAAUGCUUCGACAUAAUGCUUUGCCUCAACUCUUCUUUACAUGAUAUUCUACCGAUUUUUGCUUAUGGGCACAACGUUGGAAAAUCGGUCACCGGUGGUUAUGUAUAUCGAGGUUGUGAUUCUCCGAAUUUAAAUGGACUGUACAUCUUUGGGGAUUUCAUGAAUGGACGUCUUAUGGCUCUGCAUGAGGAUGAAACAACCAAACAAUGGACCAGGCAGGAUAUCUGUAUGGGAGACUUAUCCUUCUGCGCAUUUCCUAAGCUGAUCAACAAAUACAGCAAAUUCAUCAUUUCCUUUGCAGAGGAUGAAGCUGGAGAACUGUAUUUUCUCUCUACAUCGGACCCGACAUCUUUAUCUCCGUACGGAACAUUAUAUCGACUCGUGGACCCGUCUAGGAGAGCGCCACCUGGAAAAUGUACAUACAAACCUGUGCCAGUGCGGACAAGGGGCAAAGUCAUUCCAUUUGAACCACGUGAAAGAACUGUUCUUGAAUUACUCAGCGAAGAACUUAAACCACUAGUCAAGAAACCUAUAAAAGUAAUGCCGAAAAUACAGAAAAUCAUGACUAAAGCUCCUGUUAAGGUUACGACUACUAUAAAAACCAUUACAACUCCUCCUUUACCUACCAAGGUAACAAAGGGGCCUACAGAACUGACUGUCAAUAAGAUGGAACCGACUCAAGAAACAGAGAUUUCAUCUGUGAUCACUUCACACCCUGUGUCCACCAAUGACAAGACCAUAAAGGCUUCCAAUGUUGAAUUAUCUCCAGGUGAGGAUAAUGAAACUGCAAAGGAUGUGAUCAAGGAAACAUCUCCAACUAGUCAACCAAUGAGACCAACUGAGGACAUGUUGACUCAAGCUCCAUCUGUUGAGCACCAGCAGUCCACUAGCGACACUGUUAAACAGCCCAAAAAACCUUCCCCCACCAAGAGCUCCAAGAAAGUCAAGCCUACCAAAGUUCCAAAGCGUAAAAUACACGAUAAGAAAUCUAAACAACCUAAGUCGAAGCCCAAAAAAUCUAAACUUGACAAGAUAAAGGAUGAAUUCUUCUCGAAGGACAAGUCCAAAAAACAACACAAAAAGAAAAUGAAACCAACCACUAAACCUAUCGUCCCGUCUUUAGAAGAAAGCAACUUGGCAUUUUCCCCGAGAAAGAAAGCAAAUAAAAGAAACACUAAUAAAAAAAUUGAUGCAAGCGAGCCAUCGCCGACUGGGUGGAUGAUGACGCCUCCUGAGGAACUGGUGACUGAACCUACGCACACUCAGGAUACUUCAGAACAUACUAUGCUGUCUGGUUUCAUAAAACCUUUACUGACCAAGAUCCCCAAGAAGGUCAAGCCCACAAAAAAACCCAAAACAGAUAAAAUCUCAAAACCAGCUGCCUCUCCGAGAAACAAGCCUCAAGUUGUAGCAAAUGUCAAAAACAAAAAUGGGGAAAAGGACAAAAUCAAAAGUCCAAACAAAAUGGAAACAAGACCAACAACUGAUCCCAGUAAAACACCCCCAACACAAAGCCACUCAGAAAAUUAGGAAAUAGACAAAACUAAACACGAACUUAAAUACUGAUGUACGCGGACGGACUUAGAGUAUCGUGUCAUCUUACAAAUAACCCCUUCCAUCGUGUAAAGACUUCCGGCCCUUUUACAUGGGCCGAUUGUCUGGCGAAUGGGUGUUUCUAGUAAUGAUAAAUGUGAAUGGGCGCACACUGGUUUGUCAGCUGAUGGCAUCUGUGCGGCCAAUAAAAUCAUUGUUAUCAGGUGCACAUCACCCAGGUAAACCGAUGAUGUGAGCCUUAUGAAAGCUCUGGAAUUCGCUGAUCAUCGAGAUCAACAUUGUUGUUUCUUUUUUUUUUUUUUUGCUGUAGCCCAUCCCCUACAUAUUUUUGUAAGUAAGGGGCAGUAUUAUAGCACUUAUAUUUUAGUAAAUAGGGGACAGUAUUAUAGUAGUUAUAUUCUUUUAUAUAGGAGCAGUAUUAUAGUAGUUAUAUUCUUGUAUAUAGGAGCAGUAUUAUAGCACUUAUAUUUUAGUAAAUAGGGGACAGUAUUAUAGUAGUUAUAUUCUUGUAUAUAGGAGCAGUAUUAUAGUAGUUAUAUUCUUGUAUAUAGAAGCAGUAUUAUACUAGUUAUAUUCUUGUAUAUAGGAGCAGUAUUAUAGUAGUUAUAUUCUUGUAUAUAGGAGCAGUAUUAUACUAGUUAUAUUCUUGUAUAUAGGAGGCAGUAUUGUAGUAGUUAUAUUCUUGUUUAUAUGAACAGUAUUAUAGUAGUUAUAUUCUUGUACAUAGGAGGCAGUAUUAUAGUAGUUAUAAUCUUGUAUUUAGAAGCAGUAUUAUAGAAGUUAUAUUCUUGUAUAUAGGAGGCAGUAUUAUAGUAGUUAUAUUCUUGUAUAUAGGAGCAGUAUUAUAGUAGUUAUAUUCUUGUAUAUAGGGAGCAGUAUUAUAGUAGUUAUAUUUUUGUACAUAGAAGUAGUAUUAUGAUAUUUAUACUUUUGUACAAAGGGGGCAGUAUUAUAGUAGUCAUAUUCUUGUACAUAGCAGGCAGUAUUAUAGUAGAUUUAUUCUGGCAUUUCAAUAAGCCAUAAAUGUUCGAUUGCUGGAGGUCCCACUGCCACAGAUCAGCAGAAUGAAACAACCACUGCCAGGGCUGCCAUCAGAAAUUUUGGGGCCCCUUACACGGUUUGAAGUCUGCCCCCACCCCUCCUCACUGUGGCACACUCUGGAUUUUAUCUUAGUAUCGGGCUUAGAAACAUAAAAUAAUAUUGCCACUCCAUAUUAUUUCUAGAGUGACUAAAUAAUACCAUCAUACUGUAAGGAAAUAAAAGCCACUAUACACAGACCAGUUUAACUAAUAACACCACUACAAUACAAUACCAAUACAAGGGACAUAUAAUUCUGCCACACCAUGACUACUACCAUUACCUGCCUAACACUGCUAUAUAGUUAUUGAAUAAAAACCACUAUACAAAAGAUCAAUAACCCCUAUAUAGGAGUAGAUUUGAGAUGUACACAGGUGUUGUAGACCAUAUAAGUCAUUAUAGUUACAGUCUUCUCUGAUCAGAGUCAUUCACUUUUCUCUUUCUUCUCCAUCUGUCCUGGGUCAUCAUGGAGAUUUCUCCUGAUCACAACUCGUCUUCACCGUAUCUGCAAGAUAAACAUUUUAGGCUUCCCGCUACAGCAAAGUCCUCAACUCUGUACAAACCCCCUGUAUGUAUUACACUGCCCCAGAUAGUAUUAGAUCCCUCUGUGCAGCUGUAUAGUAUUAGGCCCCAACAUUGUCUCUAUAGAUUAGCAGGCCCAAACAUUGCCCCAAUAGGUUAUUUUGCCAGAAACAUUACCCCCAUAGUAUAUUUUGUCCCUCACAUUACCCCCAUAGUAUAUUAUGCCCCUUACAUUACCCCCAUAGUAUAUUAUGCCC
This is a messenger RNA of Hyla sarda, 4786 nucleotides long. It is a transcript of the gene HHIPL2, whose product is annotated as HHIP like 2. The record is from RefSeq and is a predicted model, not a curated record. Bases 135 to 2906 code for a protein of 923 amino acids. NCBI's taxonomy places the organism in Eukaryota, Metazoa, Chordata, Amphibia, Anura, Hylidae. The transcript is spliced from 10 exons.